AUGAUGAGUUUAUUCCUGAGCAUUCUUUCCACACUAGUUAUAGCAGGAUUUGUUCUAGGAAACUUUGCCAAUGGCUUCAUAGCACUGGUGAACUGCAUUGACUGGGUCAAGAGACAAAAGAUCUCCUGCGCUGAUGGAAUUCUCACUGGUCUGGCGGUGUCCAGAAUUGGUUUGCUCUGGGUAAUAAUAUUCCAUUGGUAUGCAACUCUGUUUAAUCCAGCUUUGUAUAGUUUAAGAGUAAGAACUGUUGCUGCUAUUGUCUGGGUAGUAAGCAACCAUUUUAGCCUCUGGCUUGCUACCAGCCUCAGCAUAUUUUAUUUGCUCAAGAUAGCAAAUUUCUCCAGCCUAUUUUUUCUUCACCUAAAAUGGAGAGCUAAAAGAGUGGUUCUCAUGAUACUGUGGGGGACUUUGGUCUUCUUGGUUUUUCGUCUUGCAGUGUUAAGCAUAGAUGAAGAAAUGAAGAUGAGUGAAUAUAAAGGAAACAUCACUUGGAAGACCAACUUGAGGAACAUUAUACACCUUUCAAAUUUGACUAUAUUUACGCUCGCAAACUUCAUACCCUUUUCUGUGUCUCUGACAGCUGUUCUGCUGUUAAUCCUUUCCCUGUGGAAACAUCUCAAGAGGAUGCAGCUCAGUGGUAAAGAAACUCAAGAUCUCAGCACCAAGGUCCAUGUAAGGGCCAUGCAAACUGUGAUCUCCUUUCUCUUGCUAUUUGCCAUUUACUUUGUGACUCUAAUCAUCUCAGUUUGGAGUUUCUAUAAUCCUCAGAAUAUACCAGUUUUUCUGUGUUUCCAGGUUUUGGCACUUGUCUAUGUUUCAGGCCACUCGCUAAUUCUGAUUUGGGGAAACAAGAAGCUAAAUCAGGACUUUCUCUCAGCUUUAUGGCAGGUGAGAUGCUGGCUGAAAGAAUGGAAACCUUCAACACUAUAGAUCAACAAGAGGGAAAUCAUUUGUGUUCCAGCAAAAAUAAAGUGAUGGAGCCUGUAACAUAUUAUACUUCCUACUGGUUUUACCACAGUGUAUAUAACUGAACA
This is a messenger RNA of Myotis brandtii (Brandt's bat), 1034 nucleotides long. Its product is annotated as taste receptor type 2 member 19-like. Gene Ontology annotation, molecular function: bitter taste receptor activity; G protein-coupled receptor activity. Gene Ontology annotation, cellular component: membrane. The record is from RefSeq and is a predicted model, not a curated record. NCBI's taxonomy places the organism in Eukaryota, Metazoa, Chordata, Mammalia, Chiroptera, Vespertilionidae. The transcript has a single exon. Gene Ontology annotation, biological process: sensory perception of taste; G protein-coupled receptor signaling pathway; detection of chemical stimulus involved in sensory perception of bitter taste. Bases 1 to 930 code for a protein of 309 amino acids.